AGUAGCGUGUCAUCUUCAUCUCCAUCAUGGCCCUCUCUGCUGUUGCCACCGCCGUUUCCGCCUCGCGCCUGGCGCUGCGCUCGACCGUCCGCAGCGUCGUUGCACGUCGCACCAUGUUCCAGGAUACCGUCUCUGAUCUGACCGAAGAUCAGGAGGAGAUGCGCCGCACGGUGCGCGACUUUGUCAACAAGGAGCUGGCUCCCUAUGCGGAUCAAAUCGACCGCGACAAUGGUUGGGAUCAAUUGCGUCCCUUCUGGCAAAAGCUGGGUGACAUGGGUCUCCUGGGCGUGACGGCGCCCGCCGAGUAUGGCGGCUCAGAGCUUGGCUACACCGAGCACGUCUUGGCCAUGGAGGAGCUGUCUCGCGCCUCAGGCGCCAUCGCCCUCUCCUAUGGUGCUCACAGCAACCUCUGCGUCAACCAGAUUGUGCGCAACGGCAACGCCGAGCAAAAGGCCAAGUAUCUGCCCAAGCUGAUCUCAGGCGAGCACAUUGGUGCGCUGGCCAUGUCCGAGCCUGGCUCGGGAUCUGAUGUCGUGUCCAUGCGCCUCAAGGCCGAGGACAAGGGGGACCACUACGUCCUCAACGGCAACAAGUUCUGGAUCACCAACGGCCCGGAUGCCGACGUCCUCGUGGUUUACGCCAAAACCGACAUGGCUGCCCACCAGCGUGGUAUCACUGCUUUCCUCAUUGAGCGUGACUUUGAGGGCUUCAGCUCGGCCCAGAAACUCGACAAGCUCGGCAUGCGUGGCUCCAACACCUGCGAACUCGUGUUCGAAAACUGCAAGGUCCCCAAGGAGAAUGUCCUCGGCGAGGUCAACAAGGGUGUCUACGUUCUCAUGAGUGGCCUCGAUCUCGAGCGCCUUGUUCUGUCGGGCGGCCCCCUUGGUCUCAUGCAGGCAGCCAUGGACAUUACCCUCGAUUACGUGCACACCCGCGAGCAGUUUGGUCAGCGCAUUGGUGAAUUUCAGUUGAUGCAAGGCAAGCUGGCGGACAUGUACACUCGCCUGACUGCCAACCGCGCAUACGUCUACAGUGUGGCAAAGAAGUGCGACCAGGGUCGCGCCGACCCCAAGGAUUGUGCUGGUGUGAUUCUCUACUCGGCCGAAGCAGCCACCCAAGUGGCGCUCGAUGCCAUCCAGUGCCUUGGCGGCAACGGUUACAUCAACGAUUACCCCACCGGCCGCAUCCUUCGUGAUGCCAAGCUUUACGAGAUUGGCGCUGGUACCUCCGAGGUCCGCCGCCUCAUCAUUGGCCGCGCCUUUAACAACAUGUACAAGUAAACACACUUUCCCUCCCACGUCAUGCUCCACGAAUUCAGGCACCACUCUCGCACCGCAGCAGAAGCAAUGUUGUGUUUGCCGUGCGACCGUCUCUGAGUCGAGUGGCGCGACAGUCGAAUCUAAGCAAAUUUU
Molecule: messenger RNA, 1412 nt
Organism: Monosiga brevicollis MX1
Lineage: Eukaryota; Choanoflagellata; Craspedida; Salpingoecidae
Exons: 8
Coding region: 27-1280 (417 amino acids)
Biological process (GO): L-leucine catabolic process
Cellular component (GO): mitochondrion
Molecular function (GO): 3-methylbutanoyl-CoA dehydrogenase activity; flavin adenine dinucleotide binding
Source: RefSeq, a predicted model, not a curated record